UAAGCCUUGCGAAAAUGUCAUACCCGCCUGCGUGGACAGAGGCGGACGAAAACGCUGAAUCAUCAAAGCAAAACGUACACGCAUCAAUAGGCCCAAAAACGGUAUCACCCAUUCCAGAAUCAGGUUCAUCAGAAAAAGUAAUGGACAAAGCCGAACAAAGAUCAGUCUCCUUAAAUAUAUCAGAGUCAGCAGAAAAAGCAGGAAUUGUAACCGAAUCGAUGAGUCAUCGAAGAUCUGUAGACCUUCAAAGGUCGGCGGAUUCGCAGAAAUUGGCAAACGUUCGGAAAGCAGCAGACGUACAGAAUUCUACAGACCUUCGAAAAUCGUCAGGAUUGGAAACAAGUUCCCCUGUAGCUCGUACGUCAAAUAAAUCGAUAGGUCUUCGUUUCUCAAGAAUCUUGAGCGCAAGUCCAGCAUCCCCAAAGACAAACAAAUUUUCCGGCGGAAAAAAAAGUUCACCAGUCCAGACUGAAGGCAACGGCACCGACAAUAAACGUGUGUUAAGAGACACACAACGGAAACGGGAAAAAACAUGGUGCCUGGUUGUGACGUUGGCGUGCUGUUCAUUAUUCGGAAUUGCCUUUAUACUGAUGGUGAUUUAUGCAAGACAAGCACUAUUGAGAAGUGCAAGUACCAAUGUUACUAAAGCUUUAUUAUGGACCUGUGAACCUACACAGCCAUUGCCGGUUCUGGCAACGCCGGCCUAUGAUACUAACAGGUUCUUCGUCGAGAAGUACAAAGGCCGCGCCGUGACUACGCAGACGUUCUACAACACUCAGAAGUCGUCUCUUAUUGAACGCACUAACGAGCCAAACAGCAGAGAGAACGAUCAUACAAACUGACGCCUACGACCGAGAGAACGAGGCACGCUUAAAUUUUUCGAUAGGCUGACCUGAUCCCUUCUAAAAAGCUGUGAAAUUAUAACUCUGUUAUAUGUGCAAGUGCCCAAAUGUCUGCACCACUGACGGACGUUUGUGUUACCUACUGCGUUAAGCAAGCCUAAUCGUUAUCGGUCAAAGAGAACAAUUGCUUUUUUAAGGCGGCUUAAAUUAUUGCUCGACUGUUUCUACGCUAUCAGCGUUUCACAGUCGUUCUGGAAGUAUGCCUGCCGUAAAACUCGCUUGUAGCUGAAGAAGUCACAAACGAAAUUUCUCUGCCAGCUCACAGAUAUGAUGGAGAAUGGAACUAUAUUGAAGCACUGAACUGAAAAGUGCCCUUCUGGGUUGGGUGCAUCGACUCGCGCUCUGAAAACUCUUGACAAAAGGCCCGUUAUCAGUUGGCAGGUCAUAACAUACUUCUAUUAGAGCAUUCAGUGGAAGUGACGCUCAGGCAGCACAUAAGAUUGUUAGAUCGUUCAAAUAUACGAUUUUUCUAUAAAACACAUAUCAAAGCAUUAUCUGUAUGCGCGCAGUUAUUGGACGAUCGAAAGCUAAUUUCAACACCUUCUAAACUAUAAAAAUCUGUACGUAUUUUUACACAUUUGGCUCAAAGCUUGCCUCGCUUUUUCUCUAGGUUGCUCUGCAUUUGCCAUACGAUUUACGAGUUUUUUUGCGAUCGAAUCGUGCGACCAAAAAACGGAUGUCCGAUACUGUUCCUUUCUGAACUUUCUGAAAUCCUUGUCCUUCCAGAAAGAAAGUUCCUUUCUGAAACAAGCUGCAACUGGAUUAACAAGAGCUGUUGUAUAUGAUAGCAAAGAUGACUGCGCAAGAUAUGAGUGUACUUUUUUACCGUAGCUGCUGUCAGCGUUGUAAAAUUUUAAAUUUCGA
Messenger RNA from Varroa destructor (honeybee mite), 1766 nucleotides. RefSeq lists its product as uncharacterized. Lineage: Eukaryota; Metazoa; Arthropoda; Arachnida; Mesostigmata; Varroidae. The record is from RefSeq and is a predicted model, not a curated record.